AUGUCUUGGGUUUUCCACGUGAAGAAUGAGACGAGUCUGAACUUGAAAUACAUAGAUAAUUGUGGCAGUAGUUUUCUUUGCUCUGGAAUGAACAAACCAAAUGCCUCCACUCAUGAAAGUAGUUCUAGAGAUUCAAUGAAUUGUCCUGUGUGUCUAUGUACCCACGACUGUGAAGUGAAGGGUCGAUGUUGCCCAGAUAUAUCUCUAAGUACUUGCAUUAAACCAAUGUAUUUUGUGAAUGAAUACAGUUAUAUGGAAUCAAACAAAUUCAUGAUGGUUUCUGCGUGCCCUCAACAAAACGGUAAUCUGGAAGAUGACUGCCUCAUGGUCUUGGAUCGGAGCAAUUUUCAUCAUCUAGCACCUGUUGUCUCACGGAAAACCAACAUCACUUAUGUGAAUGCUAAAUGCUCCAAGUGUCAUGGAGAGAGAGAUGUUAUUGCAUGGUCGUCCUCUGUAACCUGUUUUGACAAAGAUUUUGAUAUAAACAUUUAUUCUGAUGUCGAUGGAUUAUGGGCAGGUAUGAAAAAAUAUGACUGUUUCUUAGAAUAUUUUCCUCAACAAGGAAGUUACCCAACUCCGUGUGAAAAACAGUUUCUCAUUGCGGACUGUAAUGUCACCGGUGAAUGGGAUGUCUAUGACGAGGACGUGGAAUCUGCAUGUAAAAAUUAUUGGAACCAGUAUGGUGUGUUUCAAAAUGUUUUCUGCUUCUUUUGUAAUACAGGCAUCGACCAGAGACAAUUCUUAAGAACGCAAUACACCAUUUUAAUUGGAAACAUAACCAAACAAGGACUUUUCGAUAAAGAUAUAACGAUUUUAGAAGAAUGGAAUAAAUAUGAUGAACAUUAUAAGGCAAAAUUAACACUGCUGUCCUUGGAUGUUUCGGAAAAUGUAAAACAAAUUCUAAAGGACAAAAACUAUACAAGUAAUUCUGAAAUAUUAUCGGAGAAUCUUGUGAAUUUGACUUCUGUGUAUACGGAAUAUGUCAGGUCUGGUGGGUAUCAAGAUUGGUGCCAGGAAGAACAUCAAGUCCAAAAUAUAUAUCCUGGUUUCAGAAGCAGAAGAAACUGUUCCUGUGACCAGGAUUGUUAUAAGUCUGCCUCCUGUUGUCCUGACGCGGCGUAUUAUCAUAAAAUGGCAUGUUUUCUACCAUUUGUGGGCAAAAAUGAUGACCCAGAACCCAAACAUGCAUACUUUGUCAUAAGCAAAUGCCCUAAGCAAUACACUGACAUUUUUGUGAAACAUAAUUGCGAAAAAUCGUCAGAUUAUGAGUUAUUGAAUGUUCCUGUUAUCAAUGUGAAGACAAAGGAAGCAUAUAGGAAUCAUUACUGUUACCUUUGUAACAAUCAGGACGAUAUUUUUAAGAAUACCUCAACAGAGAUAAAAACCUGGAACAUCACUAUUGUUUGUCCGCGUACGCUAUACCCUAUGUUUAUACCAUCCAUUGACAUUUUAAUGAAAUCUGCUGAAGAAAACAAAUGUUUUAUUCAUUUCACCACAACAUUUCAAUUAGAAACUUGCGAUUUAAAUAACUUUUCAAUAAUACAGAAGUGUAACAUCACCGGAAUGGUGAAAUCAGUCAGUCAAGAUGUUUUAACAAUGUGUGAAGAUCCAUUAAUGAGUAUUAUGGCAAAAUCCCGUAACUACAUUUACAAGAACCAAAUAUGUGACAUAUGCAACACUGAGGUCUUUGAAGAACCAUUAGGAGUAUGUACUAACCCUGAGUUCGAUUAUUUACGGAUACCUUGCGAAUAUGGAGAAUUGAAUAUAGAUUAUUAUCCGCACAAGAAUAUUUUCUGUAAGAGUUGUAAUCCAAUUGACGGAGGUGGCAAUGGGCUUUAUCCUACAUAUGACUUACCGUCCUAUCGGAAUUUAUUUUCUAUCAUAGACACAGAAGAGAGGAUUGAACAGACAUCUACCAAAUGCAAAGAAUCAGAAUUUUUGGACGUUUUUACGAUGCGCAUCACUUCGUCGUUUUCAGAUUCAUUAAAUCGAACAGCUUUAGAAGAACAUGUUAUGAAUUUUCCACAACUUACAAUUAAUUUUGAAGAGGUCUUCCUGACGUUUCAAGAGAGUGUUCAAGCGUGGUAUAUCCCUAUUUUGUACAAGAGAAAAACAUCCAGAAACUGUCUUAAAAAAUCUUCAACACCAACCUACGAAAACAAAUAUGCAUUUGAUGUCAACGAUUUAUUGACAUGUACACAAAUACAAAUAGAAAGAGAUGAGUUUUAUUUUUCGAGAAAUGAAAUCCAUAUUUUUAUACCAGCAAUUAAGAAACAAUUUGAGAUUAACGAAUACAUAAAAAGUAACAAUGGAAGCAUUCGAAUUUGCUCAGAUUCUUACAAACUUGAUCGACAGACCUCUGAAUCAGUCAUGCAAAGCAUUUUGAAUGUUUUGACAUACAUAUGUACAGUUGUCUCACUGACAUCUUUGAUUCUAACGAUCUUUACAUACUGCUCUUUGCCGAUUUUAAGGACUCUACCAGGUAAAAUCAUCAUGUGCUUUAUUUUCUCUCUUUUCUUUGCUCAACUGUUAUUCCUGGUACAAUCUCAUGUUAAAGACAAUUUUUGGUGUAGUUGGGUAGGUGGGCUAACACAUUAUUUCUGGGUUUCAGUUUUCACGUGUACCAAUAUUUCUAGUUUUCAUAUGUUUAAAUUAUUUGUCACUAAUUCUUUGCUACACGGCAAUGAAUCAGCUGAAAGAAAAUUAUUCUGUAAAUAUUGUUGUGUUGCCUUUUUUUCACCUAUCCUUCUCGUUGCCAUCAACCUUAUCUUUGGUUUCUCAGCAGUGCAAUCUUUUAGGUUCGGGUAUGGAGGAAGCAAAUGUUUUCUAGCCAGUCCUCUAGCCUUACUUGUGUUGUUUAUUCUCCCAGUGAUUCUCCAAAUUAUCUUUAACGUCAUCAUGUUCUCGAUCACCUUUCACUGCAUUCGCAAAACACCAAAAUUAAAGAGUUCAAAAGACAGACAUGAAUUUUCCAUCUUCUUUAAAUUGUUCUUGUUGACUGGAAUAACCUGGCUUUUGGUAAUUCUUGAUGGCUUUUUCGAAAUUUCACUAUUUUCAUUUUUGGCAACAAUUGUAAAUGGUUCCCAGGGAGUAUUCUUAUUCAUUUCAUAUGUAUGUAAUUGGAAAGUUCUGGGCAUGUUAAAAAAUAAAUUUUUAGACAAAGCAUCAGAUAUUGCAGGGACGAGCACUAAUAAAUCUUUUCUGAGUAAUACUGGAGGUAGUUCCUCUCGGUUUGCUGGCAAGAAGGAAAAAUUUGAAAGAGAAAAUACAAUAAUUACUAAAAUUUAG
Molecule: messenger RNA, 3288 nt
Organism: Saccostrea echinata
Lineage: Eukaryota; Metazoa; Mollusca; Bivalvia; Ostreida; Ostreidae
Exons: 2
Coding region: 1-3288 (1095 amino acids)
Biological process (GO): G protein-coupled receptor signaling pathway; cell surface receptor signaling pathway
Cellular component (GO): membrane
Molecular function (GO): G protein-coupled receptor activity
Source: RefSeq, a predicted model, not a curated record